This is a messenger RNA of Kockovaella imperatae, 1272 nucleotides long. RefSeq names its product glycoside hydrolase superfamily. NCBI's taxonomy places the organism in Eukaryota, Fungi, Basidiomycota, Tremellomycetes, Tremellales, Cuniculitremaceae. The record is from RefSeq and is a predicted model, not a curated record. Bases 1 to 1272 code for a protein of 423 amino acids. Gene Ontology annotation, biological process: carbohydrate metabolic process. The transcript is spliced from 10 exons.
AUGAUCAUAGUACAGUACACCUCCCAUGGAGGCGUCUCCGAAUUGGUCCAUCCAGACGACACACUGGCCACGCACUGGAGGCUAGGGACUGUACAUUGGGCUCGUGGCGAUGCGUGGGCCAAGAGCUCCAGAGCCUGGAAUCGAGUUCAGAUAUGUGAUGGAUCAAGGACAGUCUGCGUUGCGAGCAAUCCACUAAUCCCCCCUGGUUGCGUAUGGCCGGAUGCUGCCCAGCCAUCGGGUGUUCAAGCGUCUCCCAACGUCUCCCUAUCCCCUUCCACAGUCUCCAACACGAUACUGUCGUCCACUGCUCCAGUCAUCUCAGCCAGGACCUCGUCGACUGCCCUUUCUACCGCCUCUGAUCAGCCAUCUGCCGCUGUCUCUGGCGCCGUCCCAUCAGUAUCCGCCUCCACGGGCGAUGGUCAGCGACCCUCCACUCAAUUCUCUAACCCUCACUAUGCCAUCUACCACAAUCGGGCUUCACGGACCCUACCGAGCUCCGCAGCCGACAUCAAGCCUUGGAACAGGUGGUACUUUGCUUUUUGGCAGACCAAUGGACCGCAAGAUGCGGUAGCCACCUUUGCCGCAAUGCCUGAAUCAGAUCGACAAGCGAUGAUCGCAGAUUUCCAUGCGAACGGGAUUGCCAUCAUGGUCUCUGCGUUCGGAGCCAACGACGUGCCAACUACGAGCGGCGCGAAUCCCACCGAGACCGCCAACGCCCUCGCAGCUUUCGUCAAGCAGUACGGACUCGAUGGCUGUGAUGUAGACUAUGAAGACUCUGGGGCCUUUAUCACGGGGACAGCAUACGACUGGCUCUUGACGUUCCAGACGGCCCUUCGGGCUCAGCUGCCGGCCCCUUACAUCAUCUCUCAUGCGCCUCAACCAGCGUACAUGAUUACAGGACAAUAUACCACCAAGGGAGGAUACAAAGAGCUUCACGCUGCAGUGGGGAGCGGGAUCGACUUUUAUUCCGUACAGUAUUACAAUCAAGGGUCGUACACCCCAUACACAGACUGUGAUAGCCUCAUCACAUCAGCCCCGGAUGGCAGCGCUUUGCUUCAAGUGGCAGAGUCAUCAGGAAUACCUCUCAACAAACUGGUCAUCGGCAAACCGCUGAACGGAGAGGACGUUUCAAAUUCAGGGCUGAUGGACGCUGCCACACUCGGUCAAUGCUACCAGAUGGCCAAAUCCAACGGAUGGAAUGCCGGGAUCAUGGUAUGGCAAUGGGAGACGGAUGGCGCACCGGCGUUCCUCAACACAGUGCUUGGGACCUGA